AAAAUGACUCUUUUUUUGUUAAAAUCUUUUUUUUUUGGCACUUCUCUGUAACGCAGAAUAUCAGCCUUGCUCUUUUCCCCCACAAAUUUCAUUUUAACCAAUUAUCAAAUUAAUAUAUCCUUGUUUUAUAUCUCGUUUCAUUUUCGUUUUUAUUUCUUUCAACUUGAAGAAGAAAAAUAUAAUGUCAGCUUACCUGAUUAUGAUUACCUCUCUUCCGGUUUCCCAAUUUCCCGACCUUGACGUUUCUGAAUCGUCCACUGUGCUUUCCCUUUUCGAUGUUCGGGAUAGCCACCGCAAUAGUGCGCAGUUUCCUUUUCUCGUUUCGUUUUUCCAAAUUGAAUCUAAUCUUUCGAUUUUUUUUAUUAUAUUUUUUAUUAUCUUUUCUUCCUUCCUUUCUUCUUUCUUUCUUUCUUUCUUUCGCCUUCUCUCUCUCCCUCAAAAAAGAAGGAAGAAAAAAGAAAAAUUCGUUCCCUUGGAACUUUUCCCACAUUAUAUACACUAUUUCCAUCCUGUCCAGCCCUCUGAUACACUCGUUCCUUCCCCCCGUUCCCCCUUCCCACACAUCCUGAAUCCUCAGGGAAAAUGGGGGAAUUAGUAUUAGUUUUGUAUACUUGGGCUUAGUUUCCCCUUGUCACGCCCAAGUUUCCAAAUAUAACCGCACUUCUGAACAAGCUAAAAGACGCAACCGUCUUUUUCUUUUUCUUUUUUUUGUACUUCCCUUU
Messenger RNA from Xylona heveae TC161, 722 nucleotides. RefSeq lists its product as hypothetical. Lineage: Eukaryota; Fungi; Ascomycota; Xylonomycetes; Xylonales; Xylonaceae. The transcript has a single exon. The record is from RefSeq and is a predicted model, not a curated record. Bases 182 to 595 code for a protein of 137 amino acids.